This is a messenger RNA of Colletotrichum destructivum, 1251 nucleotides long. RefSeq lists its product as uncharacterized. The transcript has a single exon. Lineage: Eukaryota; Fungi; Ascomycota; Sordariomycetes; Glomerellales; Glomerellaceae. The record is from RefSeq and is a predicted model, not a curated record. Bases 83 to 856 code for a protein of 257 amino acids.
AGCUCCGUCCAAGCAGACAACCCCCCAACAGGAAACAAAAGGGCAUCGAUUCCCACAGAAUCCCACAAUUGCCCUUCUUCCCAUGUUUCCAAAUCGUCGCGGAACCUGGACUUUAACAGCCCUCCCGUUAAGCUUCGAAUUCCGGCCAGGCACGGGUCGAAUCCCCAUUCGCGGUCUGUUCGACCGUUGGCGCCGUAGCACCGUCGCAGCUCAGAUGGGGGAAGAGGGGUUCCGAAACCCGAAUCUCCAACAACUCUGGUACUGCGACGAGCGCAAAAAGUCGGCCCAUACCCGCGCAGGACGGAUGACACAGACAUGCAGACAUACAGACAUCCCACGCCAGAAACAAGACGAUUGCCGACUCCGCCCCCUUCCCUCCCCCGUUCUCUUCCCUGGUUCGAGAAGAAGAUCUCAAGAUACGAGCGCAACUGAAACGGAUGGGUCUGGUGGCAGUCGCGAUGGGGACGACACAGUUCUCUCAACUGACUGGCUCAACCGACUAUCAACUAACCACACAAUACAGAGUACGGCUAGACAGACGACAACAGGCCGACAACCAACGCCGACCCUGAUGACACAAGUACCGCCAGCGCCGCCUCCGUGUCAGGCCUCCCUGUCGCAUCUCUCCCAUUCACGGUUCACGUUUCUUGUCGAGCCCACACCUACUCUCAUUCACAAACCACGCUCGAGUCUUUCUCUUGUCCUCCCUGCCUUGGCCCGCACGUCAUGUAUCCAGCAUUGCUCCCUAGCAACCCUUGCCCACCCUUCCCAUCGACGAACGAGCCCGAGUCCAAGUUCAGUUGGCAGUCCAGCCAAACCCUUCAGGGCUCUGCGACAACGACGGGUCCUAGCCUGAGAUACCCGUGACCUGAAGCAUGGGAUCCGAAACGUGGACAAGAACGUACGUGCGCCCGUGUGUAACUGUGGAUGAAUACUGGUGGGCCCCCCGGUCCACGAGGAAGAUGCCGUGCCGGCCGGCCAUGGAGAGCUCUAGACCACGAGAUCUGCAAUCACUGCUCGAGUGAUCUUCAUCAUGUCCACCUCAUGGGGAAAGAAGAAAAAAGGCUCUGGGAACGGAAGGGGGGGACAGCGGAACAAGUCCCUCCUCUCGAGCACUCUUGACAAGGAGCACAGCUACUGUAUGUGUAGAGUAUAGACAGCUAUCCGCCAAAAACCGCCUCGUGACACAUGCUCCAAGCUCUGGGCAAGGCUCGGGCGAUCACUUCCCAAAUCCUCCCACAUCCACACCGG